Molecule: messenger RNA, 1395 nt
Organism: Talaromyces rugulosus
Lineage: Eukaryota; Fungi; Ascomycota; Eurotiomycetes; Eurotiales; Trichocomaceae
Exons: 2
Coding region: 1-1395 (464 amino acids)
Biological process (GO): positive regulation of TORC1 signaling; positive regulation of GTPase activity
Cellular component (GO): cytosol
Molecular function (GO): GTPase activator activity
Source: RefSeq, a predicted model, not a curated record
AUGGAUUUUAUUCUGUCUCUGACGCAUUUCUGCGAAGUGCAUGGUCCCACUUCCGUCCUCUGCUCCCAAGUCCUGCCAUUUUCGUGCUCGCAAUGCCAUCCCGACGACGCCGAUCUCUCCGCCUCCGAUACGCCCUCAACUUCGCAUGACACCGCCUCGACUUCUUCUCGCCGCAACAACACCCGCUUCUCCUCCUCGCCCGCCAACUCGGCUCUGUCCACCUCGUUUACCGGGAGCGUCAAAUCAAACGCUGCCCAUCCUCCGCAGAAUCUGGAGGAUCUCCCAUAUUUCCUGAAAUCGCAACAGUCGCAGCUCAGUGCAGAUCGCCUAGGCGAGACCAACGGCGACACUUGCGCCAGCUGCAGCAUCUCGCUUCCUGAAGAUGUGAGCAAGAAGCUGCCCGCCAGCCCCAAAACCGAUGGCAAGGCCAAGAAUAACAACAGCCCCGUCCUGCGCUCUCGCGAGGUCGUCUACUCGUGCGGCGGCAGCCAUUCCGAAUCGGAAGAAGAACAGCACGACCCUCACCUCCAUGCAUCAUUACCCGAUUCGCUGCACUCCUUCUCGGUCGACUCCGAUGUCUCGUGUCACACCCACAUCCUGACCUAUCUCUCGUUACACGGCCCUCCGAACCCGGCUGAUUAUGCUCUUCUCCGGCAGUCGUCCAUCCGCACGCUCAGUUGCGAACUGCUCCCGCGUGGUCUGUCUUCUGGCCGCCUGUGCUUCGGAGACUCUGUCGCCGGUUACACUAUAGCCUAUGUUUUUCGUUUGCCUGACCCAAUGGCACGCGGAAAGCGACGCAGCUAUGCGCUUGUGGCUCUCGCCGGGAAGGAUGCCACCCGGGCGUUCCGUGCCUCGCCGAUAAUUUGGCGCAUCUUCCAGCGCAUUGCCACGAGCAUUGUGACUGCUGCCGAAAAGCACCAAGAGGAGGAAAAGAAACGCGAGGAACAGGCAUUCCAAUCGCCCAACAGCAGCGCUGGUCGCAAUUACACACCAGUCUCUUCUUUUCUUACGGGCCGCGCUUACGACCCUAAUGGAAACCCGCGCCGUGCCGGGCAGAUUCGCGCACGCAACCUUGCUGAAAUUGUGGGCAAUGAAUACAUUUUUGCUGAGCUGCAUGCCCAAUUUGUUACUCUCUUGCAACAACUAGGCAACAUGUUUGGCGGCGUGCCGAUCUCUGAUGAGCGAUUCGUCUGCAGCACUGUUUUGCCUGAAGGAACAGUCCCAGGCGAGUCGCGCCGCGGCAGUGUUGCCACGACUUCAACGCCGGCCAAGGGCGACACGAAGCCCGCGCCUCGCCAUAACAGAGGCCCAAGUGAUUUGGAUCUGUCGUCGCUGAACAUGUCCUCCAGGCCGCAACCGAUACCCAUCUCGCCGCGCCGUCCGAUUGCGACAUAG